UAUGUCAAAUUCACACAAUUUUGACCAAAAAGUUGUUUUAAUAACCGGUGCCAGCUCUGGUAUCGGUGCGGCCACUGCUAUCCAGUUGUCAGCACUGGGAGCCCAAACAGUGAUCACUGGUAGAAACGCCGAUAGAUUGCAUGCCAUUGCCUUACAGUGCAACCAAAAGUCAACAAAAGGCUUAACAGCAUUGGAAGUAAUAAGCGAUUUGGACAAUGAAAGUGAUUCAAAGCGAUUGAUUGAUGAGACCAUCAAAAAGUUUGGUCGCAUCGAUGUAUUGGUUAACAACGCGGCCCUCUUUGACACCAAUAGUAAUAUUGAAAGUCCUGAUGCUAUUGAUGUGUUUGAUAAGAUAAUGCGGACUAAUUUGCGGAAUACUUUUGUUUUGACACAUUUUGCCGUUCCGCAUCUAAUUAAGACAAAAGGAUCGAUAGUCAACAUAUCAAGUGUGACGGCCUUCAAACCGUUUGCUAAUGCAUUGGUCUACUGUAUGGCCAAAUCGGCUAUUGAUAUGUUGACCCGAGGUUUGGCACAGGAAUUGGGACCCAAAGGGGUUCGCGUUAAUUGUAUUAAUCCUGCUCAAAUCCAAACCCCUGUUUACGCCCACUUUGGGAUGACUGUCGAGGAAGAGAAUAAAAUGUGGUCUGAAGUCAGCAAAAAGACUCCUUUACGACGUCCGGGAGAGGCCGACGAUGUGGCCAAAGCUGUGGCAUAUUUUGCUUCCGAUGAUUCAUCAUUUGCUACGGGAGUGUCACUUAAACUGGACGGAGGUUUUAUGGAUUCGCCUCAAUUCAUUUUCAGCUAAAUUUAUACUUAAAAUUCAAUUAUUUUUGAUUAAUAAUAAAGUUUUUAAAAAUAAAAUUGAGUUUUUUAUAUAAAAUUAUUAGUAUUAAUAAGGUGUUA
Molecule: messenger RNA, 903 nt
Organism: Oppia nitens
Lineage: Eukaryota; Metazoa; Arthropoda; Arachnida; Sarcoptiformes; Oppiidae
Product: 4-formylbenzenesulfonate dehydrogenase TsaC1/TsaC2-like
Exons: 7
Coding region: 2-805 (267 amino acids)
Molecular function (GO): oxidoreductase activity
Source: RefSeq, a predicted model, not a curated record